GGACGGCCGCGCCUCCGGGCCCCGCCCCAAGGAGACAGUGUGUGGCGGCCGCGGCUCCAGCGGAGUCCAGCGGUCCCAGGUUCGCAGUGAGGUUGUGGAGGCCGGUGAGGAGCAUCGGGCAGGCUUAAAAGGCCACUUGCAGUGAUUGGGAAGAUGGCCACAAAUGAGAAUGUGAGCAUCUUCAGCUCGGCGUCUCUGGCUGUGGAGUUUGUGGAUUCACUGCUGCCUGAGAAUCCACUGCAGCAGCCCUUUAAGAACGCUUGGGGUUACAUGCUGGACAACUACACGAAGUUCCAGAUCGCCACCUGGGGGUCCCUCAUUGUUCACGAAGUCAUAUACUUCUUAUUCUCUUUACCUGGAUUUCUAUUUCAGUUUAUACCUUACAUGAGAAAGUACAAAAUUCAAAAGGAUAAACCGGAAACAUUGGAAGGCCAGUGGAAAUGUUUUAAAGGACUUCUCUUUAAUCACUUUUGUAUCCAGUUGCCUAUGAUUUGUGGAACUUACUAUUUUACAGAGUUUUUCAAUAUUCCUUAUGAUUGGGAAAGAAUGCCAAGAUGGUAUAUGAUUUUGACUAGGUGCUUGGGCUGUGCAGUCAUUGAGGACACCUGGCAUUAUUUCCUGCAUCGACUACUACACCACAAAAGGAUAUAUAAAUACAUUCAUAAAAUUCAUCAUGAGUUUCAGGCUCCGUUUGGAAUUGAAGCGGAAUACGCACAUCCUUUAGAAACCGUAAUUCUUGGAGCUGGAUUUUUCAUUGGAAUUGUGCUUUUGUGUGAUCACGUAGUUUUUCUCUGGGCAUGGGUGACCAUUCGUUUGCUAGAAACCAUCGAUGUCCAUAGUGGUUAUUAUAUUCCUCUCAACCCUUUGAACUUCAUCCCUUUCUAUACUGGUUCUCGUCAUCACGAUUUCCACCACAUGAACUUCAUUGGAAAUUACGCCUCAACGUUCACGUGGUGGGACAGAAUCUUUGGGACAGAUGUGCAGUAUCAUGCCUACAUUGAAAAACAGAAGAAGCUUGGGGAAAAGAUGGAGUGAAUGUUCCUCCUAAGCCUUGUCCUGAAGACUCAUGUGUCCUGAACUGAAACUAGUGGCUAACAUGGCUUCUGGGGAGCAGAACUGAGCAUGUGACUUGGCUACUGAGGGGUGAAAGGAACAUGAAUGACCUUUGAUUAUCUUCCAGAGGGAACUUUUCUACUUCACUUUCAAUUUCUGUAUAUGUGGGAAUAAAUAAAUAUAUAUUUAAGGGCAGUUUUCACUGGAGGUUUGAAAGGCCAUUAUUGCUAACCUCACCAAAAGGUAAAAAAAUUUUAAGUAUUAGAGGAAGGUAUUAAUGUAUGCCCCCAACCCUGUGCUACCAGAGGACUGAAGUCGACAUUGGCCUCUUACCUGUAUACUGGUUAGUUCAGAAAUUUCUCAGUAAUGAUGUUCGCCUUAUAUUUGACUUUAGAUAUUUUUUAGAAUUUGCCUAAAAUGAAAAUACCAUAAAUUAAACUACAUCAGCUGAUAGGGUGAGUGGCUGAGGCUCUUGAGUCUGGAAUCACUAGCACCAAGGCCACUCUGCUGUGGCGUGGCCAGCUUCGGGUGGUUCUUUCUGCGAAGGAGAGUGUUUCAUUGUAAUACGCUGUUGGCAUCUGUAAAUUAACGCAUUUCGGACAUGGUGUACACGGAACAUUACAGUCUAAAGAUUUUCAAAUGACUUGAUUUUUUAACUGAGGAGCUUUAUUUCUGCUUUCGUCCCCUUCACUUUUGUACAUCGACUGUUCUUGAAGUUGUACCUUGAGCUUUGUGAAUUGACUUGCUCUGUUUGCACUUGGAGCUAUUGAAAUAAAUGUGAUUUUUGUCUGCGA
This is a messenger RNA of Nannospalax galili (Upper Galilee mountains blind mole rat), 1847 nucleotides long. RefSeq names its product methylsterol monooxygenase 1 (gene Msmo1). The record is from RefSeq and is a predicted model, not a curated record. Lineage: Eukaryota; Metazoa; Chordata; Mammalia; Rodentia; Spalacidae. Gene Ontology annotation, biological process: sterol biosynthetic process. The coding region runs from base 154 to 1035 and encodes 293 amino acids. Gene Ontology annotation, molecular function: iron ion binding; C-4 methylsterol oxidase activity. The transcript has 6 exons.